Messenger RNA from Didymella exigua CBS 183.55, 6246 nucleotides. Its product is annotated as fatty acid synthase subunit beta dehydratase. Gene Ontology annotation, molecular function: [acyl-carrier-protein] S-acetyltransferase activity; enoyl-[acyl-carrier-protein] reductase (NADH) activity; fatty acid synthase activity. The record is from RefSeq and is a predicted model, not a curated record. Gene Ontology annotation, biological process: long-chain fatty acid biosynthetic process. Bases 1 to 6246 code for a protein of 2081 amino acids. Gene Ontology annotation, cellular component: fatty acid synthase complex. NCBI's taxonomy places the organism in Eukaryota, Fungi, Ascomycota, Dothideomycetes, Pleosporales, Didymellaceae. The transcript is spliced from 2 exons.
AUGUACGGAUCAGGCCAGCAGACCGGCAUCUCUACGCCGCGCUCAGCAGCAAAUCUACGCCCGCUCAUCCUCACUCACGGCUCGCUCGAGUACACCCUCCUCAUCCCGACCGCCCUGCACUUCAACGCCCAGCAAUUGAGGGACACCUUCAAGCAGACACUCCCCGAGCCCACAGACGAACUCGCACAGGAUGACGAGCCAUCAUCAGUCGUCGAGCUGGUUGCACGCUACCUCGGCUUCAUUGCCAAGGAGGUAGAGGAGGGCGAGGACCCCGACUCCUUCGAGGAGGUCCUCAAGCUCGUUCUCACCGAGUUCGAGCGCGCUUUCUUGCGGGGCAAUGAGGUGCACGCGCUGGCCGCCACUCUUCCCGGCAUCACCGAGAAGAAGCUGGAGACAGUGCGAUCAUACUACGCCGCUCGCGCCGCUGUUGAAAGACCGAUCAAGCACCACGAGUCUGCCCUCUUCCGCGAGGCUUCAGACGAGAAUGCCUUCAUCUAUGCUGUUCUGGGUGGUCAAGGUAACAUUGAAGAGUAUUUCGAUGAACUCCGCGAGAUCUACAACACAUACCCCUCUUUUGUUGAAGAUUUCGUUGCGGCCGAGGCACAGCAUCUACUAACCCUGUCGCGCGACCCGCGUGCAGAGAAGCUGUACUCGAAGGGCCUGGAUGUCAUGCGAUGGCUGAACAACCGCGAGGCUCAGCCUGACACCGAUUACCUCGUUUCGGCGCCUGUCAGUCUGCCGUUGAUCGGUCUCACACAGCUUGCGCACUACGUUGUAACAUGCAGAGUGCUCGGCAGCCACCCUGGCCACAUCCGUAGCCGCUUCGCUGGUGUCACUGGUCACUCUCAAGGCGUUGUCACAGCUGCUGCGAUCGCGGAAGCAAAGAACUGGGAAACCUUCGAGAAGUCUGCCAAGAAGGCGAUUGAGAUCCUUUUCUGGGUCGGUACACGCAGUCAGCAGGCCUUCCCCAGAACAUCGCUCGCUCCCAAUAUCCUGCAGGACUCAAUCGACAACAGUGAAGGUACCCCGACACCUAUGCUGUCGAUUCGUGAUUUGUCCCGCAAGGCUGUCCAGGAUCACAUUGACGCUACAAACGCACAUCUGCCCCAGGACAGGCAUAUUGCCAUCUCGCUGGUCAACAGUGCCCGUAACUUUGUCGUUACUGGUCCUCCUAUCUCUUUGUACGGUCUCAACCUUCGUCUGCGUAAGGUCAAGGCUCCUACUGGACUUGAUCAGACAAGGAUACCCUUCACUGAGCGCAAGGUUCGCUUUGUCAACCGCUUCCUUCCCAUUACCGCGCCCUUCCACAGUCCAUACCUUGCCGAAGCUGCGAAACAGCUCGAGGAUGACCUCAAAGAUAUCAAGAUCGCUGCGAGCGACCUUGGUGUGCCAAUGUUCGAUACACACACCGGCAAAGACAUCCGCGAGGAUGGGUCUGACAAUGUCGUUCCUGCCCUCGUGAAGAUGAUCACCAGCGACUCGGUCGAGUGGGAGAAGGCUACCGUCUUUCCCAAGGCUACGCACAUCCUCGACUUCGGUCCUGGUGGCAUUUCUGGUCUUGGUGUCCUAACCAACCGCAACAAGGAGGGAACUGGAGUUCGCGUCAUCCUGGCUGGUGCUAUGGACGGUCAGAACGUCGAGGUCGGCUACAAGCCCGAGAUCUUCGAUCGUGACUUCGAGCAUGCCGUCACCUACGCUGUUGACUGGGUCAAGGAGCAUGGCCCCAAGCUCAUCAAGACUUCGACUGGCCAGACCUAUGUCGACACCAAGAUGAGCCGAGUGCUUGGACUUCCCCCUGUCAUGGUUGCCGGUAUGACGCCCUGCACGGUUCCAUGGGACUUUGUUGCUGCCACCAUGAACGCUGGCUACGAGAUUGAGCUUGCUGGUGGAGGAUACUACAACGAGAAGACAAUGACCGAGGCCAUCACAAAGGUCGAAAAGAACAUUCCGGCCGGUCGCGGUAUCACCAUCAACUUGAUCUACGUCAACCCUCGCGCUAUGGGGUGGCAGAUCCCUCUCCUCGCUAAGCUCAGGGCUGACGGUGUUCCGAUCGAGGGUCUGACCAUUGGUGCUGGUGUACCUUCCAUCGAGGUUGCCAAUGAGUACAUCCAGACUCUAGGCAUCAAGCACAUCGCCUUCAAGCCUGGAUCCGUUGAAGCCAUUCAGGCGACCAUCAAUAUCGCUAAGGCGAACCCUACUUUUCCAGUUCUGCUUCAGUGGACUGGAGGCCGCGGUGGUGGUCACCACUCCUUCGAAGACUUCCACCAGCCCAUCCUUCAGAUGUAUGGCCGUCUCCGUAAGUGCGAGAACCUCAUCCUCGUCGCUGGUUCCGGUUUCGGUGGCGCGGAGGACACAUACCCGUACCUCACUGGUAGCUGGUCGACUAAGUUCGGAUACCCCCCUAUGCCUUACGAUGGUUGCUUGUUCGGUAGUCGUGUCAUGACCGCCAAGGAGGCUUACACAUCGCCUUCAGCCAAGCAGGCUAUCGUCGACGCCCCCGGUCUUGACGACGCUGACUGGGAGAAGACGUACAAGGGCCCCGCUGGUGGUGUCAUCACUGUCCGCUCUGAGAUGGGUGAGCCUAUUCACAAGCUUGCCACUCGCGGUGUUGUCUUCUGGCACGAGAUGGAUCAGAAGAUCUUCGCUCUGGACAAGGCGAAGCGUAUCCCCGAGCUUAAGAAGAUGCGCGAGUAUAUCAUCAAGAAGCUCAACGAGGACUUCCAGAAGGUCUGGUUCGGCAGGAACAAAAAGGGCGAGUCUGUCGAUCUUGAAGAUAUGACAUACUCCGAGGUCAUGCAACGCAUGGUCGACCUCAUGUACGUUAAGCACCAGUCUCGCUGGAUUGAUCAAAGUCUGAAGCGCCUCACUGGCGACUUCAUUCGCAGAGUCGAGGAGCGCUUCAGCAAGUCCGGCGGCGAGUCGAUCAUUCAGAGCUACGAGGAGCUCAACGAUCCAUUCCAGACACUCGACCAGGUUUUCAAGGCCUACCCCGAGGCCAAUGAGCAGUUGAUCAACGCUCAGGAUGUUCAGCACUUCCUGCUACUUUGCCAGCGCCGUGGACAGAAGCCCGUCCCCUUCGUACCUUGCCUUGAUGACACAUUCGAGUUUUUCUUCAAGAAGGACUCUCUGUGGCAGUCCGAGGACAUCGAGGCCGUUGUUGACCAAGAUGUUGGCAGGACCUGCAUCCUGCAGGGACCUAUGGCCGUCAAGUACUCCACCAAGGUUGACGAGCCCAUCAAGGAGAUCCUCGAUGGUGUACACCAGGGUCACAUCAAGUACCUGCUGCGCGAUGUCUACGGUGACGAUGAGUCCAAGGUACCAGUCGUCGAGUACUUCGGUAGCAAACUUCUCGCGGCUACUGAGAGCGUAGAGGUCGAUGGCCUCACUGUCUCUCAGCUCGAGAACAAGACUGUCUACCGCCUGUCGCCUGCGCCAAACGCCACCAUGCCCGAUGUUCCUUCGUGGCUGCAGCUACUUGCCGGCAACACAUACUCGUGGAGACACGCUUUCUUCACGACCGAUGUUUUUGUCCAGGGUCAGCGUUUCCAGACCAACCCAACAUCCAGGAUUUUUGCUCCUAUUCCUGGCAUGACCGUGGAGAUUGCAAACCCUAACGACCCCAGCAAAACCACUAUCACCGUCAAGGAGUUGCAUCAUGGCGCGAAGUACGUCAAGACUAUUGAUGUAAGCCUGAAGGAUAACGAGAUCCUGCUCAACAUGUACGAGGAGCGCACCGCCCUAGGAUCUGCCGUGGCUCUUCCCUUCCGCUUUACCUACCGCCCUGACGUCGGCUAUGCGCCCAUCCACGAGGUCAUGCACGCUCGCAACGACCGCAUCAAGGACUUCUACUACAAGGUCUGGUUCGGUGAUGAGGCCUGCCCCUUCGAUGCUUCAGUCACCUCUCAAUUCGACGGUGGUCGUGCUACUGUCACCAGCGAGGCCAUCAACGAUUUCGUCCAUGCCGUUGGCAACACUGGCGAGGCUUUCGUUGACCGACCAGGAAAGGAGGUUUUCGCCCCCAUGGACUUUGCCAUCGUCGUCGGUUGGAAGGCCAUCACUAAGCCCAUCUUCCCUCGUGCCAUUGACGGUGACUUGCUGAAGCUCGUCCAUCUGUCUAACGGAUUCCGCAUGCUUCCUGGUGCGGAGCCGUUAAAGAAGGGCGACGUGCUCGACACUACCGCUCAGAUCAACGCUGUCAUCAACCAGGAGUCUGGUAAGAUGGUCGAAGUUUGCGGAACCAUCACCCGCGACGACAAACCUGUCAUGGAAGUCACCAGUCAGUUCUUGUACCGUGGCGCGUACAGCGAUUUCGAGAACACCUUCCAGAGGAAGACCGAGAAGCCCAUGCAACUCCCGCUUGUUACUAGCAAGGAUGUUGCCAUUCUGCGCUCGAAGGAGUGGUUCAAUUUCGAGGAGCCCGAUGUUGACCUUCUUGGCAAGACCCUGGUGUUCAAGCUUGAGACCCUGCAGAAGUACAAGAAUAAGACCAUCUUCUCAGAAAUCGAGACCGUUGGAGAGGUCCUGCUUGAGCUCCCAACCAAGGAAAUCAUACAGAUUGCAUCUGUCAACUACCAAUCUGGAACUGCUCACGGUAACCCCGUACUCGACUACCUCGAGCGCAACGGUUCCAGCAUCGAUCAACCUGUCCACUUUGAGAACCCCAUCCCUCUACAUGGCAAGGCCCCGUUGACAUUGAGGGCACCGGCUUCCAACGAGAACUACGCUCGUGUGUCUGGUGAUUAUAACCCCAUCCACGUUUCGCGCGUCUUCGCCAGCUACGCCAACCUGCCUGGUACCAUCACUCACGGCAUGUACUCCAGUGCUGCUGUGAGGAGCUUGGUUGAGACCUGGGCGGCCGAGAACAAUGUCGGCCGUGUGAGGAGCUACCACGUCAAUCUUGUUGGCAUGGUCCUCCCCGAUGAUAUGCUUGAUGUCAAGCUUCAGCACGUCGGUAUGGUUUCUGGCCGCAAGAUUAUCAAGAUCGAGGUCAGCAACCAGGAGACCGAGGACAAGGUUCUCCUUGGCGAAGCCGAGGUUGAGCAGCCCACAACAUCCUAUGUUUUCACUGGCCAAGGCUCGCAGGAGCAGGGUAUGGGUAUGGAGCUGUACAACAGCAGCCCUGUUGCCAAGGAGGUCUGGGAUCGUGCUGACAAGCACUUCAUGGAUAACUAUGGCUUCGCAAUCACCAACAUCGUCAAGAAUAACCCUAAGGAGCUCACCAUUCACUUCGGUGGUCCCCGUGGUAAGGCCAUCCGCCAGAACUACAUCUCGAUGACCUUCGAGACUGUCAGUGCCGAUGGAUCCAUCAAGUCCGAGAAGAUCUUCAAGGAGAUUGACGAGCACACGACCUCAUACACAUAUCGAUCCCCCACUGGUCUGCUGUCGGCGACUCAGUUUACCCAGCCCGCUCUUACCCUCAUGGAGAAGGCAUCGUUCGAGGACAUGCGCUCCAAGGGUCUCGUCCAGCGUGACAGCACUUUCGCUGGUCACUCUCUCGGAGAGUACAGUGCUCUUGCUGCGCUUGCUGAGGUCAUGCCAAUUGAAAGCUUGGUCUCGGUCGUAUUUUACCGUGGUCUCACCAUGCAGGUCGCCGUCGAGCGUGACGAGGCUGGUCGUUCCAACUACUCUAUGUGCGCUGUCAAUCCCAGCAGGAUAUCGAAGACGUUCAACGAGCAGGCUCUUCAGUACGUUGUUGAGAAUAUUGCUGAGACCACAGGCUGGCUGCUCGAGAUCGUCAACUACAACAUCGCCAACAUGCAGUACGUCGCUGCUGGUGACCUGCGAGCUCUCGACACGCUCACUGGAGUCACCAACUACCUCAAGCAGCAGAAGAUUGACAUUCAGUCUCUGAUGCAGAGCUUGUCGAUGGAGGACGUCAAAGCCCACCUAGUUGAGAUCAUCAAGGGCUGUGCUGAGCAGACCGAGGCCAAGCCCAAGCCUCUUGACCUCCAGCGUGGCUUUGCUACCAUCCCGCUCAAGGGUAUCGAUGUGCCCUUCCACAGCACCUUCUUGCGCUCUGGUGUCAAGCCAUUCCGAAGCUUCUUGCUCAAGAAGAUCCACAAGACGUCGAUCGACCCCUCCAAGCUGGUCGGAAAAUACAUACCCAACGUGACUGCGAAGCCGUUCGCUUUGACCAAGGAGUACUUCGAGGAUGUGUACAAACUCACAAACUCGCCCAAGAUUGGCAACAUCCUUGCCAACUGGGAGAAGUACGAGGAGAAAGAGGAGGCCACUGCCUCCGCGUAA